Messenger RNA from Drosophila obscura, 654 nucleotides. RefSeq lists its product as uncharacterized. Lineage: Eukaryota; Metazoa; Arthropoda; Insecta; Diptera; Drosophilidae. The record is from RefSeq and is a predicted model, not a curated record. The transcript has 3 exons. Bases 94 to 552 code for a protein of 152 amino acids.
CAUCGAUACUAUCGAUAGUGCGUUCGAUGGUUUGACACCUCUUACCGUUACUUGAAAUUAAAGUGAAAAAUUCACGAUCAAAUAAUAAGAAAAAUGGCAUCAGAGGGAACUGAUAUGAAAGCAAUUUUCGCCCGUCUGAACUCGCUGUAUGGGAAUUUGAACGGAUCGUCGCCGCAUGGCGUGACAUUCCUUCAACCGACGCCAAAACAUUCUGGUCCGAAGAAAAAUAACAUGCAGGCCAAAAAGCAUGUGUCCGUGGACCCUAACAAUAAUUUGCAGAAUAUCGAGCCCGAUGUGCAAUCGAAGAAAGUCAUUAUUAAGACAUGCAUAUGCGAGCGUCCAGCGAAGGCCCUCGAGUGUGGCCGCUGCCACCAGUACUUCCAUGGGCGCAUUGCCGCCAUAUGCGAGAAGCAUCCAGCGGAGGCUUUCCUGAUGGACUUUCGCGAGUGCCCUUACUGCACGGCUCAUCAUGACAAGAUCAAGGUAUCUGAGCUGACCUGGGCUCAGAUCCGUAAGAUCGAGGACGCCGUACUGCCCAAUGAUGACCUCUAAACCGAGUUUGAUACUCGUUACCAGCAUAAUUAAUUUACAUAUCCCAGAAUGUAUCAAUUGUGUUUGAGAUUACAUACAAUACAUAUAUCUGUAUUCAAAUAA